Molecule: messenger RNA, 555 nt
Organism: Syzygium oleosum
Lineage: Eukaryota; Viridiplantae; Streptophyta; Magnoliopsida; Myrtales; Myrtaceae
Product: B3 domain-containing transcription factor VRN1-like
Exons: 3
Coding region: 1-555 (184 amino acids)
Molecular function (GO): DNA binding
Source: RefSeq, a predicted model, not a curated record
AUGAUAUCUGAUCUCGUUAGUUAUGUCGAUGAUGCUACUACUUCACAUGCAAUUGUACUGGAGUUGGGUUCCAAAUCGAAAGGCUUCCGAACUGAUCAAGGAGCGAAGCUUUUGCCACAAGAAGAUUCAGAAGGUAGGAUGGAAAAUUCCAAACGUAAGGUGAGCCCCGCCAUGCUGUGUUCUCGUAGUUCUACUUCUAAAUGUUCGCGGGUAACUACAGCACUCAAAGCAGCCAACAAGUACGAGCUGCAGUAUCCUUCCUUCACAGUAGUUAUCCGGUCAAGUGAUCUAUUGAAGCAAGAUGUGACUGUCCCUGGCGGUAUUUUUAAGGGACGCGUCAAUGGAAGCAAGCAAACCGCAACUCUUAAAUAUUUAGACGGAUCAUGGCCAGUGAAGCUCCUGUACUACCCACAACAUGGCUCGGGAAAGCUCUUUGCCGGUUGGGGCGCAUUUCAGAGAGCAACUUCUCUAAAGGAAGGAGAUGUCUGUGUGUUUGAGCUUAUUACCGAACUCAAAGUCUCCAUUUUUAGAAGGAACGUCAAGACUUCGGCGUAA